AUGAACUUGAGAAUUUUAAGAUGGGAAAUUUGCAGAAAACAAUGUUUACCGGUGAGAGAGGAGGAGGUGAAGGGGACCGGUUUAGGUCUGAAGCUGAGUACAGGGGAAGACAAAUAGACUCACUCUACUCUAAUGUACAGUCCGUGAGGUUGAGAGAGGAAGCGAAACCUAGCCAUGAGUUGAUGCUUCGUUCCAUAAACUUCCACGGUCAGCAGCUCGGCAGCUUCAUGAAGGAAGUUUCAAGAACCCUAGAUUUAAAGAAUGUUGAUUAUCAACUAUAUCACCAGAGAUCUAAGGAGUUGAAACUUGAGGAUCGAGGGAAACGAUUGCUUCUCCACAGGUUUAUCGCCCAGAAAAGUGAUGUUAUUUUCCAACCUGGAAAAGGACUACGCACCAACCGUCGCACACUUGACAACGCGCACACAGAUGAUCAUGCCGCGCUCCUGCCUCCUCUCGAGAUAUUUGCAAAUAUCGGCCAGGACGACCGUUCUAAGCGAUUUUUUGAUAUUUUGCAAACCGGAGACACUUUGUUCUGCAGAAUACAACAGAAGAAAAGUACAGGGCUCGUUCUGAAUGUAAUAUGUUUGGACCCUCUCACUGGGAAAUCAAGGUAUAUUGAAGAUAUCCGUGUGCGAGGUUUCUGUCCUUCUGCUGAGAUGGUUCCAGCCAAUGAUCCUAGGGAUCCUGGUCGAACAUACGAGACAGGAGAUGUUGUUAGAGUCGCAAUACUUGAGAUAAAAUCGAGUGCAGAUAGUUUUCUAGCCGGUAUGCUUACCGAGUCUCUACCCCCUGACCUCCAGAACAUUGUCAAACUUGGACUCGUCGCAGAUUCUGACCUCCCAUCGAUCCUCCGUAGUUCGAGACAGGCCCUGGAAGGAGGAUACCUGUAUGAAGAGUUUGUUGAGAAAGGAGUCGGUUUCAUCAAUCCUAGUAAUGUGAUGCAUCUCUGCUCCGAGCUUGGUCUAGAGCCAACCACAACCAGUCUCAUGCCAGACCUGGAUGGAAAUUACCCAGCAAAACAUUACGCAACAGCAAUGCGGAAAGCCCAGAACAGCAAGUGGGCCUUCAAGCACGUCCAUCUUGGGAUCAAGCACUUUAAGGAGAACAACAAGAUUGAAGCUUUCCAGUGCCUCAACCAAGCUCUUAACAUAGAUCCACAGAACGUGGAAGGACUAGUAGCGCGAGGUGCGCUGUACGCUAACAAUAACGGAUUGGAGCGAGCUAUUGAAGAUUUUGAAGCUGCGCUCAAGAUAAACAGUUCUCAUCAGAACGCCAAGAAGUAUUUGUGCGAAACUUUGAUAGCUGUUGGUCGCAAUCAUGAGGAUGAUAAAAAUUUCAUCCUGGCUUUAGAGACAUACGAAAGGAUUGUAAGACUGGAUCCUCUACAUAAAGAUGCCAAGGACUCUAUAUACUACCUGAAAGGACGUCCUCUAGAUGUGCCAGUGGAGGCCGGAGUGUCUAAUAUACCUGGGUUGGACUCCGACAAGGCGCUAAUUAGUAAGGAUAAGCUCAAGUUUAUGCUGGAGGAGGAGAGGGGUAGUUCAAGGAAGGAAAAGAGACGGAAAGAGUCUGCGAGUAGUUUUGAGGAUUCCGAGGAUGAGAGACAGAAGUCUAAGAAGAGAAGGAAGGAAAGGCGGUCUCGUUCCAGUUCUUUGUCUCCACUGAGCCGGCGUUCAGGUCCCCAGAACAUCAGAGCUAUCUCUCCCUUCGCUUCCAAGCUGAACCCGGAGGAAGGAAUGAACCGUCCCGCGGAGUUUGGAGGGUUGAUAAAGGACGAUCUCUACUCUAAUCCUGGUCCGGACUUAGACAGGAUGCCAGUUUCAGGCCUAGAUAGAAGAAGCCCAGGAUUAGACGGUAGCAGUGGUAUAUCUAUACCAACUUUAAACGCUGUCAUGCCAAUACAAUCCUUGGUUAUGUCUCAGCCUCCUCCUGUAUACGGAGUACCUCCAGGAUAUCCUGGAUAUCCUCCCCCUGUUCAUCCUCAUGGGUAUCCUCCUCACAGAACACAGGCGGAUGCAGACUACGAUGAUAAGGUUAAAUGGUUUCUAGAGCAGACUAAUAAUGUUCCACCGAGACAUGAUUACGGAUCAAGAAUGGAUAGACAUCGUGAUCCAAGGGACAGACAUGAUCAUAGAAGUCGAGGAGCAGAUGAUCGUAGUAGAGGAAGAAGUGAUAGCAGGGAACGCGCAAGAAGUGAUAAUCGGAUGAGAAGAGACAGUCUGGGUCGGGGAGACAGUCGCGCAAGAGCGGACAGCCGGGGUGACAUUCGUGUGAGGGUAGACAGUCACGUGAGAGCGGAGAGCCGGGGAGAAAGUCGAGGAAGGGGAAGAAGUAGGAGCGGAGGAAGGAGUAGGAGUAGGGAUGGAAGAACUAGGGAUCCCUACAGUUCUAGUCGAGAUAGAAACAAUAGGAACGGAUUUUGGCGAGCAGCUCAUAUAAUUCGUAAAAUAAAUACUGUUUAAAAA
Molecule: messenger RNA, 2465 nt
Organism: Eurytemora carolleeae
Lineage: Eukaryota; Metazoa; Arthropoda; Copepoda; Calanoida; Temoridae
Product: tetratricopeptide repeat protein 14
Exons: 15
Coding region: 21-2462 (813 amino acids)
Molecular function (GO): protein binding
Source: RefSeq, a predicted model, not a curated record